This is a messenger RNA of Telopea speciosissima, 520 nucleotides long. RefSeq lists its product as uncharacterized. The record is from RefSeq and is a predicted model, not a curated record. The transcript has 3 exons. Bases 84 to 296 code for a protein of 70 amino acids. Lineage: Eukaryota; Viridiplantae; Streptophyta; Magnoliopsida; Proteales; Proteaceae.
AGAUUGAAGAUUGCAGCAAAUUCAAUCUUUUAGGGUUUCACCUGCCACGAGGUAUCUUUCGAAUCAAAGAUUUUACAUUCUCCAUGCCCCAGUUGCGCAAUGUCAUUGUUGCUACAGGCCUAGUAGCUUUUGCAGCUGCAGGCUUGGCAUUUCCUUUCUACUUCGUGACGUCAAAGACAAAGCCUGUGAUCGAUUCUUCGAGGCCUCUUCCACCUCAGGCAACCUUUCGAGGGCCCUACAUAAAUACUGGUUCUCGUGAUAUUGGACCGGAUCAUGGCACUUACCCUAAGGUGUAAAUUUAUUCUGUAGAAUUGUUAUUCACAUUGGUCAAUAAGAUAAGCUAUGAAACUCUUCUCAUUCAUUGUUUAAGUUUAUGAUACUUGCCUUGAAAUACAUUAGAGACAUGAGCAUAAGUUGUAUAAGUAUCUGAUCAGGAUUCUGGCAGUGGUUGCAUACUACGUUUUAAUAUACAUACACAUGUAAGAAAUUGAAUGAGAAAAUAAGACAAAAAUUGAAAUCA